CGAGGCUCGAGCGCGGGCUGAGAGCGGGAAGGCGGUGGCUGCUGCGCGACGACAAGGCUAUUCCACGCACUCGAGCGCAGGCCGCUUUUUCUUUCCGGCCUCCAUUUCGCUCUACCCUUCCCCUCCCACCAUCCACACUAGUCAACAGUUAUGGCGUACCAGAAUGCAUAUGGUCAGCAGCAGUAUCCGCCGGCACAGUAUGACGACUACAACCCCUACGCUGCUGCUGCCGCGCAGCCGCACAGGACCUACGAUCAAGGAGGCUACAACUAUGACAGCGGAGGCUAUAAUCAGGGUGGCUACACCGACGACCCGUCUGGUGUAAACAAGGAGAGGGAUAGGAGUGUCUUUGAGCGGGAUGCGGAUGAGGCCUACUCUAACAAGCCCUCGGGUCCCAAGACUUCCAGGAACAUGCGGAGAUGGAGGCUUGAACACAGUGAAGGUCUCUGGACGCGAGGAGGGGCUUUGGCCACAUUCGGACGGCUCUUCUGCUGCACCAUUAUGAUUGCGGUCUUCCUCAUCAUCAGCAUCGUCUUGUCAUUGGUCCUGUGGGUCAGACCCCCGAGUAUUCUGAUUGGCACACCGUCCCUCAACAGUUCAUCACCGGUCUCGGUACAAAAUAGUGCCCUUGUCAUCGGACUCGACGUCAAUGCCAGCGUCCACAACCCCAACUACUUCUCUGUCGAGCUGACGGACUUGCAACUCGACCUGUUCUAUCCCAUUAACAACACGGCUGUGGGUGGUGGAUCGCUGAAGAACGUCGAUUUCAAGACGGACGAGACGACGAAUGUCACCUUCCCUCUCGACCUCAAGUACAACAUCACUGGCUCCUCCAGCACAAGUGUGCUUGUUGACCUGGCCAACAAGUGCGGAGUCAUCCCGGGGUCCUCGAAGUCCGACAUCACCAUUAACUACAAAGCGACGGUUGGCGUCCGCAUUCUGGCGGUGUCCGUGAAGCCCACCAUCAGUAACAGCUUCACCUUCGAAUGCCCGAUUGAUAGCAGUGAAUUGGAACAAUUGUUGGAGGAGGCGGGAAUCAGCCUCUCUGACCUCGGUUCAUUGCUGUGAUACCUUCGCCGUUGAGCUUGAUGGACUGAUGUCGUACAUUGUGGACUUUCGCAUAUGCCAUUGUUGUGUAUCUCGGACACGGACCUUGAACUGUAUCAUUGACUAUUUUUGCUUAACGCUAUGAUCAUUCGAAAACGAUAUUCU
Rhodofomes roseus is the source of this 1212-nucleotide messenger RNA. RefSeq lists its product as uncharacterized. NCBI's taxonomy places the organism in Eukaryota, Fungi, Basidiomycota, Agaricomycetes, Polyporales, Fomitopsidaceae. The transcript is spliced from 8 exons. The coding region runs from base 151 to 1068 and encodes 305 amino acids. The record is from RefSeq and is a predicted model, not a curated record.